GUCAGUGCGGACAAAUGAGUCAGAUCAGAUACAUUAUACACAUAACUGCUGCAGCUUCAUUUAAUCGUUGUUUAAAAACCAGACUUUAUCCCCAUGAUCCAUUUAUUGAGAAUUAUCUUUAUUAUACUCAGAACAUUGUUUUCUCCUCAGGGUUGGUUUAUCUCAGCCAAUCAAAAACCUUUAGAUAUUAUGACAAUGUUUAAUCCGGUGGAGUGAGAAGUUCAGUCUGUCAGUAUCUACAGUCUUAACAGCAUAUCAAGUAAUGACUCAAGCCUCUCUGUGGAGGCAUCAUAUAUGAACUUUGAUAAUCUGCAUUGUAGUAAAAAUUGAUUUACAAGUUCUACAGUUACACAGUGAGAUAUCUUAGGCCCUCACAACAUUGAAAAUAUGCCCUGUUAGAAUUUUAAUGAACUUUGUAGUCAAAGGAUUUGGCCUUUACAUCCCACACACAGGUAAAUUAUUAACAUUUAUGUGCUGUGUUUAUACACACAGGUAAAUUAUUACCAUUUAUGUGCUGUGUUUAUAAGUAAGAAGUAUAAUCUUAGCUAUCAUCUUUACUUGUAUCUGAUUCUGAGAUACUCCUGGCAAUGAUUGAUCAGGAUGAGACAUUACUUAAGGAUGGGGUUAGUACAGAUGCUACAAAGCUGAACUGGACACUCUGCCAGUCUGAGGAUGGAGGUGACAAUGUUUUUUCCAUUGUUGCUGCUGAUCUGCUCUCACUCCACAGCUCAGCCUCAACCAGAGUCUGACAAUGAAAUUACUCCUCUUGGAGAUAACCAGACGAGGCAACCUACAAACGUCUCUCUGCACCAACCCACCUGCCCACAGGACAUCCAUGCCGUGCUGAGAGAGAUGAGCGGCUUGUUGGCUGAGCAGAGGGUGGAGCUGAGGCACCUACAGCGAGAGAAUGACGCACAAGCAGCAAAGCUGAGGGAGCUGGAGAAUUUGCCGAGGGAGCUGGAGAAAUUGAACCAACAGGACAAAGCACAAGCAGCAAAGCUGAUGGAGCUGGAGAAAUUGCCAAGAGAGCUGGAGAAAUUGAACCAACAGGACAAAGAACAGGCAGGAGAACUGAUGGCCAUUAAAGCAAGGACAAACGUGACCGAAAACCAGGUGGAGGCUCUGAAGAGAGACACGGAAGUCAAACGCGUGGCCUUCACCGCCGCUCUGGCUUCAGGUACAACAACUAUCGGACCAUUUAAUACACAGACUAAUCUGAUCUUCACACAAGUUAUUACAAAUAUUGGAAAUGCCUACAACCCGAACACAGGUUUUUUCAUUGCACCGGUGAAAGGAGUCUACCACUUUGAGUUCUACAUAGGUGCACAUGGACAUCCUUCACAUCCUUCAGCUGCUUGGUUGGUCAGAAAUGGACACAAUAUUUGUAUUGCAUAUGAGUAUCAGACAAACGGUUAUGGGAAGUCUGCUAAUGGCGCCACGCUGCUGUUAGAGGUCGGAGAUGUUUUGUUUUUGCGUCUGGUGACUAACUCAAGGGUAUAUGAUGAUGGCAGUAACCAUAGCACCUUCAGUGGUCAUUUGCUUUUCACCAUGUGAGGGAAAAAGUCUGGUUUCUUCAACUGUAUGUUACUGUAUUAUCACAAUCUAAAUCUAAAAUGAAUAUAACUGAAUCUUACAUUUCAAAAUAACCAUUUGAAUAAAGCAUAAAUAUAUUGCAGUGAUAUUUAGGGACAUUUCUUUAAUAUAAUCAAACAUUUUAUCAAUUAUUGGUAGAAAAUCAAAUAAACCCUUCACAGCUGUUUGAGUGUCGGAAAUGCCAUGUUGUCUGUUAGAUGUUGUUGUUGUAUUAACAUCAUGACAACUCUCUUGUUUAAAAAAGGUAAUUGUGGCUUGUUUUCAUGUAUUUGUGGUUUAAAUGUGUGUUAGAUGGAUUUGAAUGUAAUCACUAAAAAAUCUGUUUUCCAGAGAACAAGGUGUUAAAAAGAGGAUUUGGUCCGAUAGAAGGUCCAAGAACAAACUGUAUUUGAUUUACUAUAAUGUUAAAAAUGGAAACCCUCACAUUUGAUGAAGUGGAACUGGACUUUGCCUGAUAAACAAUGUCAAUGAUUAA
Pleuronectes platessa (European plaice) is the source of this 2068-nucleotide messenger RNA. RefSeq names its product collagen alpha-1(X) chain. The transcript is spliced from 6 exons. The coding region runs from base 673 to 1554 and encodes 293 amino acids. The record is from RefSeq and is a predicted model, not a curated record. NCBI's taxonomy places the organism in Eukaryota, Metazoa, Chordata, Actinopteri, Pleuronectiformes, Pleuronectidae. Gene Ontology annotation, molecular function: protein binding.